Molecule: messenger RNA, 261 nt
Organism: Penicillium cataractarum
Lineage: Eukaryota; Fungi; Ascomycota; Eurotiomycetes; Eurotiales; Aspergillaceae
Exons: 2
Coding region: 1-261 (86 amino acids)
Source: RefSeq, a predicted model, not a curated record
AUGAACUUCCUGCUCUUGCUGUUCUUGGUCUUCUUCGCGCCAUUGCUGCUUUUCGUUGCAUGGCUGGCAGCUUCCUCUUGUCUAGGAAACCGCCUUCGCUCUCGAGGCGGUAGGCUUUCGGUGCGGCCCGACUUCGAUACGUAUGGACAGAGCUAUCUUCGAACCAUGGCCAACUCCGGGGCCGCAAUGUCAGAGCAAAUCGAACUCGACGACAUGCUAGCCGAACCAGGAACUCGUCGUCACUUUGACGAGGAGGAUUGA